Molecule: messenger RNA, 3114 nt
Organism: Cryptococcus deneoformans JEC21
Lineage: Eukaryota; Fungi; Basidiomycota; Tremellomycetes; Tremellales; Cryptococcaceae
Product: prib protein, putative
Exons: 12
Coding region: 403-2907 (834 amino acids)
Biological process (GO): regulation of DNA-templated transcription
Cellular component (GO): nucleus
Molecular function (GO): transcription cis-regulatory region binding; zinc ion binding; DNA-binding transcription factor activity, RNA polymerase II-specific
Source: RefSeq, a predicted model, not a curated record
AAGGAACGGUGGACAUGUAUGCAUAUCAAAGCCUCCGUAACUGCUCGUCCGUGCAUCCUAUAAAAUACCGCUCCCGCCCAUACACUUUUCUCCCAUUCUUCCAUCCUUUACUUCUCACUCUUCCAUGCAAGAUGCAGCAACGGGAAAAAGCAGCGCUGUAUAAAGCAACAAGCAGACGCAAUUUCAAGUGCUUGGCGUCGGCCUGCCCCACAGGCCACGUGCAUACUUAUUUAUUUUGUCUUCGGCAAAGUGCGUGCUCAAAAUAUGCCCGGCGAGGACGACUUGCGGCGUUCCCAAUGACGGUUACCGCCUUUACUUGCAACAAUUUGAUAGUACUCUUAUCUCCUCUCUGGCUGUUCUCUUCAAAUCACUCAUAUCCGCUCGUCCAUCCAGCUGAUCACCAUGCCCCCCCAUCCAUCCAACAACGGAACACCGUCCAAACACUCGCACGUUAGAACGGAACUCAUCAAGCGGCCCCGCGAAGCAUGCUUAAAUUGCCGAUCUCUCAAGACUCGUUGUUUGCCCUACGGCGACCGACCUCUUACAUCCAAAGAUACUUGCGCCCGCUGCACAAAAUAUGGUCUUGAUUGUGAAUAUAUUAGAAAGCCUCGUGGAAAGUCUAAAACGGACGACCCAAAUAACUUGCAGCCAGAAGAAUCUGGUGCUUCAAAAUCCAGGAAUGGCCCCGUAGAGGGAUCGAGAAAUCAAGGGAGAAAUAACAGUAACUUUUCAGAAGCUCUUUCCAACCCACUUCCUUCCGUUUUAACUCCUCUAAAAGACGACAGGUUGAGGAAUCAAGAUUAUAUGCCUUUCCAGCCUAGUUACGAUAACACUCCGGGCAAUCACAUGGCGCCUAUGCCUGGGAUGCAGAGGCCUGAACCAUGGGGAUCAACAACGCCAAACUCUGCUAUCCCCCAUGGAACCAGCUUCACGGACAGUUUUGCGCGGGCAAUUCCACCAGCUUUGCAACCCCAGCCUUACCAGCGCCCUCCUUCUCAUUCUCUCCCGUCGUAUCCCACGCCUUCCACAGCAUACACAUCACAUAUGCCGCCUCCAGACCAUCGCCAUACUCCUCAACAUUAUUCCCAGCAUUCCUCUACUCAACUGCCACCCCCACUCUUGAUGCACUCCUCAUCAAUGCAGUCCGACAGAAAUAUCCUUCCCAUGCCUGGAAACUUGUCAACUCCCGAUGCCAAUGAUAUUAGCUACAGACCUCAUCGACAGGUGCCUUCACCAAAUCAAAUGGUGCGAUUGCCUCCCAUGGACGUUGGUCCUCCCCAGUCUCAACUACAACACCACUCUCUUCCCGCUAUUAAUUCGCGAAACAGCCAAUGUUCGACACCCUCUUACGAUUCAUCUGAUCGACGUCGUCAAGCUCAACCAAGCACUGUCUUAACAGACUAUAUCGAACCUCAACUCGAUCAUGAACAGACGCACUCCCCUUCUCCUCCCUCCCACGAUCCUACUCGAACAGGAGCGAAAGGACCUCUUAUCCAGCAGCCUAUGCCCCGUAGCUCCAUCCGUUCAGCACAUGGGGUUGAUGGUACAAUACAAGAUACCAAGGCUGGAGGAAGGUUAUCAUCUCUGUCUCCGUUGGAGCUGGGUCUAGUUGACGAGCAAGAAGCAAGAUGGCUCUAUUCUCGAUUCAAACAACACCUUGGACCUAUCAUCUCUCUCCUAGACUUUGAAUACCACACAUACGAACGAGUCAAGUUAUCCGAUUCUCUGUUCACCGCAAUGCUUUACGCAUCUUCGCGAUUCUUCCACCCCGAAAUCUGUCGUCCACUAUAUAAUCACGCAAAUACCAUUGUCAACCGUAUGAUAACGCAUGGGACAGUCGAUCUUCCUAGCGUCCAAGCGCUCAUCAUUCUGUCUUUCUGGAAUGUACAGAAUGAUGAGUCGGCGUAUAUGAAGUCGGGGAUCGCAGUGCGAGCGGCGUGCCAAUUGAGACUUUGGAAGAGACAUGACAGGCCCUUGCCGCAGGAUGAGGAGGAGGUCAGAGCCAUCUUGGACAGAGAAAGAACGUGGAUUGCUGUCAUCAUCAUGGACACCGGCUUCAGUGUAAUAUUUGAACAGCCUAUAACAUUACCUCAACCAGGUCGCGGAUUUGAUGACAUUUAUGAAUGGGCGAAUGAGCAUGCUCACUUGAACAUUCCUGGAGACUAUUAUCUAGCAUGGAGUGCCGAGGAUUCUAAAAACAAAUUACCUUAUAGCAAUACUGUUCAAAAUCCAAAUUACGAUAACACUGUGGCUGCCACCGAGCGAAGACAUAUUGACAACCUCAACAAGGCGUUGCCGCGCCUUUCACUUCUCUACUCGCAAAUGGCAACCAUCGUUACCGACAUCGUGCUAUUACGGAAUCAGAGCGAAGGCUUAAAAUUUGGACAUAUCGAUAUGAUAAAAAACCGGUUGAUCUCCUUGUCCGAAAAAAUUGCAGAGUCGUUGAACCGAUUUGCGGCAGAGGGACACUUAAUUUUCUGGUCAGAUAUGUUCAGUGCUGGAGUAUCCAUGCCUGGUGUCAUAUUUUACAAGACCCGCAGCUUAUUCUCUCCGACAGAGUUGGAUCGCGUCUUGGCGAUACUAAAUAACUUAUUGAAUAUGUGCUCGACAAUGCUGGGCACUCAUAAUGACCACCCGCUCUAUUUCACAUAUAGAUUCUACCGUCGGCUGCUACCGGUCUUGGAGCGAGUAAGGCAGGGUGUAGAUUCUCAGCAGCCGCCUGUUGUUGAUGUCGAGUAUCCUUACCCUGUUGCGCUUUUGAACGACAUACAUACCUUCCAAAAUGGCAACCUUUCCAACGCCAAUCAACAGUUGGCAGCUCCUGCCAAUAACUCUGCAGAGGCUGAUGAGCUUUGGAACUUUAUCUUGGGGGCAGACUCUGGUAUGGGUCAAAUAUUUACGGCGUAAUGUACGAUGAUUGAAUUGUAGUAGUGAUUAGUUCAUUGUAUCUUCCGGUUUUUUUAAUUGAUCUCACGAAGAGUAUAUCACGAAUCGCCAAUUUUAUAGAACGUGGACGAACUUGACGUUUUGAACGGACGCUAGUAUUGCCUAUAAUAAUUUCGAAUGGUGUACUGUUAUGCUAUGUCUGCAUUAUUAUAUAGGACAUGACAAAUG